Rhopilema esculentum is the source of this 3182-nucleotide messenger RNA. RefSeq lists its product as uncharacterized. Lineage: Eukaryota; Metazoa; Cnidaria; Scyphozoa; Rhizostomeae; Rhizostomatidae. Gene Ontology annotation, molecular function: transferase activity; folic acid binding. The record is from RefSeq and is a predicted model, not a curated record.
GUAAAAUACUGAAAAAUGAUGACUCUGCCAAAACAAAUUAUUUUGUUGCUGUCGUUGUUUGGCACAACAAUCAAAAUGGCGCGAAGACUGGCUGCCUGUCUGUUGAACGUUUCGGAGGGACGAAACCAGAAAGUUGUUAGAGAUAUAGCAGAGGCUGCUGUAAGAAAUCAAGCUGACUGGGUGCCAGACGCAACGUUAAUCAGAGAUAGUGAUUCAAAUAAUUUAGGUCACGAUUUGCACGCCGUUGAUAGCGAUAACUCUCGUUUUAAGUGCAAAGCAACAGUUCUAAAUAUUUUCUUAGACGUCGAAUACAAUCGAUCAGUCAUAACAUUGGCAGCUCCAGUUGAAUUCUUAGGAAACUGCAUAUUCCAAGCUUGUAAACAGGCCUUCAAAGCUAUUGAUUUGACAAGGCAUGAAGGGGGGCAUCCACGUUUAGGCGCAGUUGAUCUAAUUCCAAUUCAUCCGUUGUCAAAAACUGUCUCUUUAGAAGAUUGUGGCUGUGUAGCUAGAAAGUUAGGAAAGAGAAUUGUGGAGGAUAUCCCAAACACUUCUAUAUUUUACUUUGGUGAGGCUGACUUACCUGAAAAGAGAGGCCUUGUAAAAAGACGCAAGGAGAUGGAUUGGUAUUUGGGGGGAAAUGCUGUCACAGAGCAGUUAAAGAUCUCUUGGGAUGUUGGAAACAAUCCUAAUAGACAGUGCGGUAUUACUGGAAUCGGUGCCAUCCCUUAUAUGACAAAUUUCAAUAUUACUAUAGACACAACUAAUUUGAAGAUUGGAAAUUUGAUUGCUAAAGCAAUCAGGGGCUCAUCACCAGGGGGCUUGUUUGGUGUCCAGUCAAUGGCAUUUUCUCAUGAAAGCAAGAUUGAGAUUGCUUGCAAUGUUGAUUCAUUGGACUUACAGAAAGUGGAUUCCUACACUGGACCAAAAUAUGCCUCAUUUGAUGAAAUUGAAACAAGAAUCAAAGGUUUAUGUGAUGAGUUCAGGAUAAAAGUUUUUGGAUCCGUUGUGAUUGGUUUUACACCUGAGGAAGCUUACGAAAGGACUUUGCAGAACUUGUCAGAUGGGAGAAGUCUUGAUAUUGAAAACUUUGAUAACAAAAGGAUGUAGAUCAUCAAUCCUGGUCAGGUCUGGUGUUCCCAGAAUUAUUUAAAGCAGAGACUAGGAAAUCUAGAAAGAAGCCAGUUAACUUAAUUGCUGUUAUGGAUAACAGAAAUGCAACUUGAUUUCGUGACAGAGGCUGGUGUUCCCAGAACCUCAAAAUUUGUUUUGAAACAGAGGCUAGGCAAUGUUGUGCAAUUACAUAAAGCUUCGACUGUUUGGAAAUCUGGAAAGUAGCAAUUUAAGUUCAAUACUGGCAUGGUAAACAGAAAUGCAACUGGAUAUUGUGUACUUAAGAAUAUUAGAACAGUGAUGGGAAUCUGCAGAAAAGGUAAAAAGUGCAAUUUUCUAUGACAGCCUAUGCCUGACCUCUCUUGCUACUGCAGAUUAAAAAGAACAGUGUUUUCCGUAAAGAUCAAAGUUUUAAUGUGUUAUUUUUAUUGUGAAAUUUUUCCUAUCACGAAGUUCAUUCACUUACUUGUGAAAAAUCCGCAGUGCUGAUAAAUUCAAAUUCAAACAAAAUUAUUAGUGACGUCAUAAGUCAAUUUAUUUACACUGAAUAUGGAAAAACUUCUAGGAUUUUCUUCAAGUUUUGUACAAGACCUAUCUAUUUUCCAAAAACAUGUAUUAAAAGAGAUUUGGAAGAAGCACAAUAUUUUCUUUCGCUUGACAUCUUCAGCGCCUGUAUACGUUAAAACAGACGUGCUUCUUGCAGAAAGAAAAGUAGCCGAGUAUUUGGGCGGGUUUUGUUAAUCUGCCGUUUAUUUUUGUAGAUUUCAUUUAUAUAAACAUGGCCAAUUUACAAUUAUCCUCACACAGAACACGAGGAAGGGUUUAUUCUGAUGUUAUUGGAAACACAAAUAUUUUGUUCUGUGAAAAUUAGCGAGGAGAGCUUUUGAUAACCUGAAUUGGAAAAUUAACACUUGCCAAUCCACUCAUAACUUUUUUUUCUGAUUUGGGAUUACCUGUCAACGAAAAAGCCUGUACUAUAACGCUACAAUUUGAUUGGUAUCAAAGCAGGAACAAUGUUUCCAAUUCCUUAAUUCGGAAUCAUUUUCAAGGCCAUUCCGUUGAUAAGAAGACAUCCUGCAGCUUUAUUCAUUACACAAAGGUUGUAACCUGCGUUGUUUGGAAUUAUGUGUCGUUUCUUCUUCUCAUGUGUAUAACCUCACAUCGAAAAAAUGAAAACAGCCUUUCUGUAUAUGCUUUGAUUUUCAACUGCGGAGAAAAAUAUUGCGCUUAAGCCGAAUCUUUCUGGCUCAUACAUCCCUCUUCUCUCAUCACAAGCCUCUGUUUUACCGAUCACACCCUAUCAGCGUAACCUAUACAGUUAAUAUUGAUUUAUUUACAGUAGGCUGCUAGAAAGUAGCUUAUUUACUUCUAAUUUAAGCCUUCCAUAAAAGUAAAGGUGACAACAUAUGCAAGUAAAGUUAAUUCAUUAAGUAGAUCUAUUAAGUAUAUUAGCUGCAACAAUAUAUAUCUACAUACUUUUACAGUUUUUACAGCUUUUCUUAUGAUUUUUCAUCAACGAAGCUAGCUUUUGCAACAUAUUUCUUAAACGAUAAUUUAAUUCAUAAUCUGCCUCCAACAAAAUAGAUCAUCUCUAAACCUUAUGUGACUGUCUCCUUUCUCUUCGAUCAACAUCGGCAUUCUUAAAUUUACCCUAUUUUGAAGUUCUUAUGUUUGAUGUAGCUUAUGAGACUUCGAGGAAGAUCAUGAUGCGCCGAAAAUAUUUGUGAAGAGGGCUCAAGUAAAAAUCUGCAUGCAUUCAUGAAAAUCUGAAAAACUACUCUCAAUUUUAGUUGUUCUAAUAAAGAGGAAAUCUGAUUGACAUUUUUCGUGAAAGAGUAACAGUUUUGGAGUUCAAGCUUGAUAGCUGCUAGUCCAGUCUUCUCCUACGAUAAGUUUCAUGCUUACGAACGCACACCCAUAGUACUGUAUUUUGGUCUUACAACGCGUUGUUGGGAAUCGAAGAUCAUUUAUUUCUAGAACGUGGCUUUUCUAGAUUGAUGAUGACCCUAUCGAAGGCUGUGCAAGCAGUCGUUUAUAGUAACCAAAGGUGCGAUUUUUGUUCAGUGUGUUCU